AUGGUUGCUACUGCAAUUUCUAUAACAACUGCUUCUCUAGCAUGUGGACGUGGGCGUCCAAUUACGUUCGCUUCUCUAAGGGUGCCCUAUUCAUCUCAGGCCUUUGUAGACAACGCAUUUAGAGCUUUCUUGAUAUCGUAUAUCCAGUUCAUUUGGGACAAGUCAUCUCUCCGAAAAGCUGCAGCCUUUGCAAAUGCCUUUGAAGGCGUAACAAUGUUUACGUCUAUUGUCCUCGACCACAUCGCAGCUGAUCGCAUAGGCCGGUUCAAACUCCUCGUUUGCACUGUUCCAGCUUUGAUCAUCGCAUUACUGGUAUUAUGGCUUUCUAGUUGGCUUCUUGCUUCACAUGUCAGCAAUAUUAUAUUUUACGUAGCAUUAACGUUAUUUAUGCUAGGCACAGCGGGACAAGAUGCUUCGUUGAAACCAUUUCUCUGUGACCAGUUUCUUGCGACUAUGGACAUUGAUGAGAUUGAGAUAAUGGAAGAUCAGUUUUCCCAAAAACAACAUAUGGAGAAAUAUGAGGAUACACUUAGAAUUCGUGCUAAUUUUUGGAAUUAUAUUGCAGUGUUUCUAGGAACGGUCGUAUCUUCAACAUUUGCAUCAAGCCUUGAAUGGGAUGAAACCUUCAAGGUUUCACUAAUAGUCGUCGUGGUGGCUUAUUUAGCUUUCUGCUCUGGCAAGUGCUGCUAUGACCAUGAAGAUCCAGCAAGAAAGACGGUUGCUGAACGAAUGAAUCAAGCAAAGCCCCUAGUAAAAUUGCUACCUCUUUGGAUAACAUUCAUCGUUUAUAGUCUAGUGGAGGCAACGGGAUACACUCUGUUUAUAGAACAAAGUGAGAAUCUAGAUGAUCGGAUUGAUCUUAGAAUUCCUAUACAUUCAUUCAAUAGGAUUCCUUUAACUUCAUUCUAUGUGCUUCAAAGCUUUACAACCUUCAUCAUAUCAUUAUUGUGCGAUUUUCUAAUAAUAAAAUUCUGGAGUAGUGAAGAAAGCAUUCAACAUCGUGCCAGGUUUGUCAGAAUUGGUAUUGGAAUGUUCUUUGCUAUUGGGUGCUGCAUAACUGCUUGGAGAGUGGAGGUUCGUAGAUUAGGUUCAAUCAGCGAAUUUGAAAAUGAGAUUGGCCAAAGAAUAUCAGAAGGUGACAGAAUUCCCAUGACAAUCGUAUGGUUGGCUCCUCAAUUUUUCUUAUUAGGAGUUGUGAAAGGAAUCUUGGGGAAGGGACUAAGGCAUUUGUUUUAUGACAGAGUACCAGUUUCGAUGUGGGUUCUUGAGUAUUUAUUUAAUGGAGGCAUGCUGGGUUUUGGAAGAUUCGUUAGUGUGUUAUCAUUAUUGUUUGCUCGACCUUGGAUUGGCGACACCAUAAACGAAAGUCAAGCUGACAAGUACUUGCUAAUGUUAGCCGUUUUAAAUAUUUUUAUCAUGUUUGUAUACAUUUUUCUUACCUAUAGGUAUGAUUGGAAUGUAAUAGUACCGAAGAGCGGAUCCCACGUGAGCAUGGAAAUGGUUGCUAGCUCCACGGAAUUAAUAACUGCAUCCUCCUCGGUGCCUUUAGCCUUGGGGACAAAUUCCAAGUCUCCUAGUAAAUCAUUGAGCAAUCUAGAGUCCCGUUCAGUGGAAAAGUAGUCGUUCAACGCCUUUAUUCGUGGCCCUAGAUUAGAUAUGCAUAAUCUGUAUGUGUCGUACAUAUCAUCAACA
Theobroma cacao (cacao) is the source of this 1692-nucleotide messenger RNA. NCBI's taxonomy places the organism in Eukaryota, Viridiplantae, Streptophyta, Magnoliopsida, Malvales, Malvaceae. The record is from RefSeq and is a predicted model, not a curated record.